GGCGCGCGCUCCCGCCGGCCAGCCCUGUUAGACGUGGCAGUUUCCCUGAGCAGCAGCAGCCGCCGCCGCCGCCAGUGCCGGUGCAAAGGAGAGCCAGCUGCUGCCUCGACUCUGGAACCCAGGAGGAAGACAGCAGAACAAGUCUGGCUUGGCUUUCUUGAAAAAAAUAAAAUAAAGUUUUGCUGAAAUGAAUCAGCAAGGAUAUGUUGCAAUGCCUCCAUAUUCUCAGUCCCAACCAGGAAUGGGAGGAUUUUCUACUGGCUUUGGACAACCUCCUGCUUCACCUCUGUAUGGACACUAUGGUGAAUCAAGCCCAUCGCCAUCUGUACCUCAGUCAGGUGUGUUGAAAACAAACGUGCCUUUUGGGUCUGCUGGUCCCAUUGGAUCGCCUCCUCAAAGCACUCACCAGUUUAACCAGAUGAAUCUUCAGAAUGGACCUAGCACCACAGCUCAACAGUUGCACAGAUUUCCAGGUUCUCAUCCUCCAUAUUGCCAUCCAUCACAGUCCUGUCCAAACAGCCCACCUUCUUCAUCUACAGUACAGCUAGCUAAUCAGCUUGGCAACAUGCAAAUAAAUAAUUAUGGUUCCAGUAAUGCUCCCAAUGCACCUCCUUUUGUGCCUUUUGGACCCCCACAGUCUUUGCAAAGUCCACCACCAUCUCAUCCACAUCAAAUGGCCUUACCACCUGGUUCUCAGAUUUCUCCACCACCAGCAAAUAACUUGAACAGUCACUGCCCUCCACCUCCACCUUCGAUGGCCAGACAGGAAGGGAUCCCUGGGUCAAGCCCAUUGAACACCAAUUUGCCACAACAACUCUCAAAUGAGCCCUUGGGUCCUGGGUUUCCUCCCCAGUAUGGAAACUAUGGCCCUCCAAUGCCAGGUGCACAACUGUCUUAUCCAGGUGGCCUUCCCUCAGGUCCAGCACAACUAGCUGGACCUCAGCAGAGGAAACUGGAUCCUGAUUCCAUUCCAAGCCCAAUUCAGGUAAUUGAAAGUGACAAAGAUUCCAAAGGAGGUCAAAUCUAUGCUACAAAUAUCAGAGGCCAGGUUCCUCCUCUGGUUACUACAGACUGUGUGAUCCAAGAUCAAGGUAAUGCCAGUCCUCGUUACCUUCGCUAUACCACCUAUUGCUUCCCUUCAUCUUCAGACCUGGCAAAACAGGCUCAGAUUCCAUUAGCUGCUAUCAUCAAGCCCUUUGCCAAUGUUCUUCCAAAUGAGACACCAAUUUAUGUGGUCAACCAUGGUGAAACGGGGCCUAUCCGAUGCAACCGUUGCAAAGCCUAUAUGUGCCCCUACAUGCAGUUCAUUGAGGGGGGAAGAAAAUACCAGUGUGGAUUUUGCAGCUGUGUAAAUGAUGUCCCUCCUUUCUAUUUUCAACAUCUGGACCAUGUUGGCAGAAGAAUAGACCACUAUGAAAGGCCAGAAUUAUCUCUAGGAUCAUAUGAAUACAUUGCUACUUUAGAUUAUUGCAGGAACAACAAGCCUACACAGCCACCAGCCUAUAUAUUCAUGAUUGAUGUGUCAUACAAUAACAUAAAGAGUGGUCUUGUUAAACUCAUUUGUGAUGAACUGAAGACUGUACUGGAUAGACUUCCAAGGGAGGAACAAGAGGAGAUGUCAAGUAUCCGUGUUGGAUUUGUCACCUACAACAAAGUCCUCCAUUUCUUCAACGUAAAGAGCAACCUGGCACAACCUCAGAUGAUGGUUGUCACUGAUGUUGGUGAAGUCUUUGUGCCUUUGCUGGAUGGUUUCCUCGUCAGCUUUCAGGAGUCACGAUCAGUUAUCCACAACUUGCUGGACCAGAUUCCAGAGAUGUUUGCUGACACUAAUGAGAGUGAGACAGUCUUUGCUCCUGUGAUUCAGGCUGGCAUGGAAGCGCUAAAGGCAGCAGAAUGUCCUGGAAAGUUGUUUCUCUUCCAUGCUUCACUGCCAACUGCAGAAGCUCCUGGGAAGCUGAAGAGCAGAGACGAUAGAAAACUGGUCAAUACAGAAAAGGAGAAGACACUGUUUCAGCCACAGACAAAUAUUUAUGAGACCCUGGCCAGAGACUGUGUUGCAAAUGGCUGCUGUGUGGAUCUGUUCCUUUUCCCAAACCAGUAUGUUGAUGUAGCAUCCAUGGGCCUUGUUACUAUGCAUACUGGAGGAACUCUGUACAAAUACAACAAUUUUCAGGUAAAUUCUGACAGCCAUCAAUUUCUGAGUGACCUCAGGAAAAAUAUAGAAAAAAGGAUGGGAUUUGAUGCAAUCAUGAGGGUUCGUACUAGCACAGGUUUCAGAGCAACAGAUUUCUUGGGGGGCUCUUUAAUGAACAACACCACUGACAUUGAAAUGGCAGGAGUAGACUGUGACAAAGCAGUAACUGUGGAAUUCAAGCAUGAUGACAAGUUGAAUGAAGACAGUGGAGCUUUAAUCCAGUGUGCAGUCCUUUACACAUCCAUGAAUGGUCAAAGACGACUACGUAUACAUAACACUGCGCUUAAUUGUAGCUCUCAGUUAGCUGAUGUCUACAAGAGCUGUGAGACUGAUGCACUCAUAAAUUUCUUUGUGAAAUCAGCUUACAAUGCCAUUCUCAGCCAACCCCUGAAGACUGUCCGUGAGAUCCUGAUGAAUCAGACAGCUCGCAUGUUAGCAUGUUACAGAAAGAACUGUGCCACCCCAUCUGCUGUGAGCCAGCUUAUCCUUCCUGAUGCAAUGAAAAUAUUCCCAGCCUACAUGAACUGUCUUCUGAAAAGCUCUGUUCUAAUGGGCAGGCCAGAAAUCCCUACAGAUGAAAGAACUUUUCACAGACAGCUGGUCAUGUCCAUGGAUGUUGCCAGCACCCAAUUAUUAUUCUAUCCACAGCUUCUGCCAAUUCAUUCUAUGGAUGUAAAUAGUGAUGUAUUCCCCUCUGCUGUCCGCUGCUCAGAAGAACGCCUGUCUGAAGGAGGGUUAUUUUUAUUGGCGAAUGGGGUACAUAUGUUCUUAUGGUUAGGAGUCAGUGCCCCACCAGAGCUUAUCCAGGGGAUAUUUAAUGUACCAUCUUUUGCACAUGUCAGCACUGAAGCUACACUCCUUCCUGAAGUGGAGAAUCCCUACUCUACCAAGCUGAGGUCAAUUAUAGAUCAUCUACAGCACAAAACUCCGUAUACCAUGAAGAUCCUGAUUGUGAAGCAAAGAGAGCAGCCAGAGAUGGCUUUCAAACAGUUCUUGGUUGAAGAUAAGAAUAUUUAUGGAGGAGCUUCUUAUGUGGAUUUCUUAUGUUGUGUUCAUAAAGAGAUUUGCCAAUUACUUAAUUAAUGGAUGCAUGAAUACUAAUUCUUUGUGCUUAUCAAGAGGGACUUUUCUUCAGUGACCAACCACCAUAAGGUGCUUUUUAAUUAUACCAUUUUGUACAGUUUCUAAUUUCAUAUCUUUUUGCCCUUUUU
This is a messenger RNA of Sceloporus undulatus (fence lizard), 3405 nucleotides long. RefSeq names its product SEC24 homolog D, COPII coat complex component (gene SEC24D). Gene Ontology annotation, molecular function: zinc ion binding; SNARE binding. Lineage: Eukaryota; Metazoa; Chordata; Lepidosauria; Squamata; Phrynosomatidae. The record is from RefSeq and is a predicted model, not a curated record. Gene Ontology annotation, cellular component: COPII vesicle coat; endoplasmic reticulum exit site. Gene Ontology annotation, biological process: endoplasmic reticulum to Golgi vesicle-mediated transport; intracellular protein transport; COPII-coated vesicle cargo loading.